Messenger RNA from Cantharellus anzutake, 1782 nucleotides. Its product is annotated as Aldehyde/histidinol dehydrogenase. The coding region runs from base 1 to 1782 and encodes 593 amino acids. The transcript is spliced from 13 exons. The record is from RefSeq and is a predicted model, not a curated record. Gene Ontology annotation, molecular function: aldehyde dehydrogenase (NAD+) activity. NCBI's taxonomy places the organism in Eukaryota, Fungi, Basidiomycota, Agaricomycetes, Cantharellales, Hydnaceae.
AUGGGUCGGUCUUUGUUCAACCUGACUGAGCCACUUGGGAUAUACUCUGUUGUUCGCAGAUACACCACCGCUCGUAAUCGUGCAGUGCCCUUUAGGUGGUCAGCCCCUGCAGCGUCAUAUAUGGACUAUGAAGCACCCAUAAUAGAAUCGCCAUCGUUGUCUUCCCAUUUGCAAAAUCCUCUCCUCGCUCCUCCUGAGCCAGUAGAAGGUUAUAAUUAUAUUACUUGCUAUGAUCCUGCCACUGGUCUUCAUCUGGACACGCUUCCCGCGGAUUCUCCAACAGACAUCGCUGCCAAGAUUGGUCUCGCCAAAGAUGCCCGGGAAGACUGGUCUCACAGCAGCUGGGGUGAUCGGCGUCGCGUUCUUAGGAGCCUACUUGCAUGGCUCGUCAAAGACCAGGAGGUUUGCGCCAGAGUUGCGUGCAGAGACACCGGGAAAACAAUGAUCGAUGCGUCGCUUGGUGAAAUACUGACCACCUGUAGUAAAUUGGAGUGGUUAAUAAACUAUGGGGAAAUUGCACUCAGGCCCGAACGGCGGCGAGGGAAUUUAAUUCUCAGCCACAAGACAUCUACAGUCCAUUACGAGCCUCUCGGCGUUGUUGCCGCUAUUGUUUCAUGGAAUUAUCCACUGCACAAUGCACUAUCUCCCAUUAUUUCCGCUAUUUUUUCGGGUAAUGCCAUCGUGCUGAAGUGCUCCGAGCAUACCAUGUGGUCAUCAAGGUGGUUUGUUGGAGCCGUUCGGGAGUGCAUAUAUGCUUGUGGGUGGAACCCAGACAUAGUCCAGUUAGUUUGUUGUCUGCCAGAUGAUUCCGAGGUAUUGACAACAUCUCCCGAUAUCAAACACAUCACAUUCAUUGGAUCAGAGACCGUUGGGAGAAAAGUGGCCAUGGCAGCGACCGUCAACCUUACACCAGUAACAUUGGAAUUGGGCGGCAAGGAUCCCUGCAUCAUUCUCCCUCGUACGAACAUUCAGAAAUGGUCUAGCGUCUGGAUGCGAGGUGCAUUUCAAUCCAUGGGUCAAAAUUGCAUUGGGAUUGAACGAUUCCUCGUUCACUCUUCAUUAUAUGAGGAGUUCAUGACUGAAAUGGCUGAUCGUGUCAGCAAACUACGCCUUGGAUCCGUUCUCUCCUCAUCAGCGGAGGGCUUCGUCUCUGUCGUCGAUGGGGGCUCAAUGAUUAAUAACGCUCGGUUCGACGAACUCGAACGACUGAUGACGGAUGCUGAAUCGCUAGGUGCGGACGUGCGGUGCGGUGGAACUAGAUGGCGAAAUCCGUAUUCGGAGCAGGGGGCAUACUUCAGGCCUACUCUCAUCGGCAACGUUAAUGAACAAAUGGAGAUUGCGCGGACAGAAGUUUUUGGUCCUGUUAUGCUUGUUCUAAAGUACGAUUCAGUUGAUGAGGCAGUUGGAAUUGCCAAUGGAUUACACUAUGGACUGGGUGCUUCCGUAUUUGGGCCCGAUCAAGGACCAUGCAAAGAAGUGGCUAUGUCACUGGAAUGUGGCAUGGUUUCAAUAAACGAUUUCGCGGUUUAUUAUGUGAAUUUACCUUUUGGUGGUACAAAAGGCAGUGGAUACGGACGCUUUGGUGGACCGGAGGGGCUUCGAGCCCUCACGAAUCCAAAGGUUGUCGUAGUGGACAGAUUCCCCGUCCUGGCCGAGACAUCCAUCCCCGUCGUCGUUCACAGCUGGGACUUCGUCAGUGGCCUGAUCUCUGCCUUGUACGGGCAGUCGUGGAAGGCUCGCAUGGUCGGGUUGACAAAACUCAUCAAGGCGGCGACGUCCUAA